Messenger RNA from Lingula anatina, 4456 nucleotides. RefSeq lists its product as uncharacterized. Gene Ontology annotation, molecular function: G protein-coupled receptor activity. The record is from RefSeq and is a predicted model, not a curated record. NCBI's taxonomy places the organism in Eukaryota, Metazoa, Brachiopoda, Lingulata, Lingulida, Lingulidae. Gene Ontology annotation, cellular component: membrane. Gene Ontology annotation, biological process: G protein-coupled receptor signaling pathway.
UCUGCUUACACCUCCCAAAGAGGGAAGAACAAAAAUAGUUACAUUUAGUACGGAUCUAGACGUACACAAUACUCUACAAGGCCAACUAAGAAGAGGAGACUUUUCACUGUAUUUUUAAACACAAGGAAGUUCAUUAUACACAAAACGGACAGGCAUAAUAAGAUGAAUAUUUGCAAAAUUUUGCGAUUAGGGUAACGUUCUGCGUGUAAAAACCACCAAGGAAGUCAUCAUCACAGGUGACGGUCGUGAAUCUCGGCCACACCGUCAGGCACACGUGAUGGGUCGUUAAAGAUGACGCUCUAAGUUUCACCUUCAAGUAGUAGAUUAUAGCCAGGCAAUGUUUAGGCCAAUGUGGGGACUUUUAUGUCACGUAAAAUGCUACCUGAGAAGUGCAUCAGGCUGGCUGUGACACGGCCAGGUAAACACAGGUACGCUAAAAGAAGCGGCAAACAAGAUAUCCUUCGUUCGCAUUCUAAACAGUUAUUGUAUUGAAGGGCAUGCAUGGAGUCCCGUGGCAUUCUACUAUAUUACCUAUGGAUCACUGUAUCAUUGAUUCCAGUGACAAAGUUAAAUGAGUGUCCUGCUCCCUUGAGUACUCGGAUCCCAGGAGAUGUCGAGCUCAUCGGUAUGUUCAGCCUGCACCUCCCCUCCUCCCAGCGUGGGACCCUGAUAGGACAACCCCACAAAGACCAGCUUACCCCAGCGCUGCUCACUGCAGAGGCCGUCAUAUGGGCCUUGGAGGGGCUAAAUCGACAUGAUUUCAUACCUGGGGUUCGCCUAGGUAUAACUGUGUACGACAUUGCGGGAUCACGCCAGCUGGCAGCCAGUGUUGCUUCCAUCACUUACCAGAAGCUGAACAAAGACAGUGGUCCUUACCCCUGCAGAAGGCCCAGUAAUGCUUCAUUGAUAGCAGGUAUCGUUGGACCAGGGCGAAGUAAUUCAGCAGAGAUUGUGAGCAACGUGUUGAAAGGCACAGAUAUUCCGGUUUUAUCCUACUCCAGUACAUCAAAUGCUUUACGAGAUGUUGAAGAGCAUCCUAAUUUAUUAUUCACUGUAGAAUCGGACAGACACCAAGUCCAGGCAAUGGUUGAAAUUCUGAAGGCUCUUGGAUGGGACUAUGUAGCAAUCGUAUACACUAACGAAAACUACGGAAUAAACGGAUACCAAGAGCUCAAGGCGGCUGCGCAGAAAGAGGGGAUAUGUAUUGCCACUCCCCGGAUAGGUAACUAUAGCAUCCCCCUGGCAACGAGCAGUGAUCGUUUUGACCGAAUCAUAUCGGAUUUGGUACAGAGUGGAACGAGAGGAGUCAUCUUUUUCGGCCUGCAGGAGUACGGUAAAAGACUUCUGGAAGCUAGUGCACGGCACCAAGAUGCCCCUUCUCUGCUCAUGUGGAUAUUUUCCGAGGCUUUGGCUAAUAAUAAUGCCUUCAGCGGUCAGACGUUAUACGCCCUACAAGGAGGUCUGGCUGUAGCAUCGGCCACAAAACAAAUACCAACUUUUCAGAAAUAUUUUGUAGACUUGUUAUUCAACAUUACCCGCGGUCACAUUGUCACCGACCUUCGGCGCGUUUGGCUUGAAGAAUAUACCACAGCUGCGUUUAGUUGUAAAUUGGCAACCGCAUUGGAAGCAAACAACCAACACACCAGAAACUGUUCAACGCUGUCUCGGACAGAAAUACAAGAUGUGGUUGAGGCAGGGUCCAGUUUGUACUUGGAAAAUGGCCUGAAAGCCGCUUACGCUUAUGCUGCCUCGAUAAGAAAUGCACAUAGUGAGCUGUGUAACUCUCCUGGCGUAUGUAGCAGCUUACGCGAUAUGACGCCUCUUCAGUGGAUGCGGUAUCUUUCUGGACUAAAUAUCACGCUGACAAAUCAUGACAUUCCUUUCCUCCCGCCAGAAUUAUUUGGAAAACGCUUGAUUUUUGAACAGCACGAGCUCACUUUCAACCCCGAGAGUCCAAUUUACAAAAUAAGAAAUUAUCAAAAGGAUCGAACUAUUGAUGUUGGCUUCUUUGAUGGUCGUGAACUCGUACUGAACACUUCGAAUAUCAUUAUGUACAGAUACGACUCCAACAAUCAACCUGUAGAAGUUCAGGGGGAAAAUUUGGACAGAUCUACCUGCCCAAGAAAAUGCGCAGAGUGUGUCAGGAAGAGUGAAGUGAAAGUUGCCUAUAAACCGGGGCAGCAUCUCAUCCUUGGGGUGUUUCCGAUACAUUCGUCAGAUUGCACAACAAUCCGACCGACUGCGAGCGUGCAAUUGUUAGAGGCUUUCCUUUUUGCCAUGGAGCAGAUUUCUCAAAGGAAAGGAGUGAUGCAAAAUAUAUCGCAAGACUUAGAUUUCGGAUAUCUUGCUCUUGACGACUGUUAUGAUGAAUUCAAAGCCUUGCAAAUAGCAUGCGAUAUUUAUAGCGGUAAACAGUUUGGUGACAUUACCAUAGACAGGAACUCAUUAAUUGGCUGGAUAGGACCUCUAUCAAGUGGAAACUGUCGACCGAUUGCUUCGACUCUCCGACAUGUACAUGAUUUACAGAUCAGCUACGGAUCAACCAUAGAGGAUUUCAAUGACCGAAACCUUUAUCCAUAUUUCAUGCGGACGGUUCCGACAGACGAACAACUGACAAGGGCCAUUUUGAGUAUAUGUCAGCAGAUGGGAUGGACGUAUGUCUCUAUCAUCCAUGCAAGUCACGACUACGGUCGAUCUCUCAGAGAUUCAACUUUAAAAUAUUUGCUAGAGUAUGGAAUAUGCAAUGCUACCGUCCUUGAACAAAAUACUGUCACGGAUGAUCACCUGGCGUUCAGUAUUUUAGAAGCCAGUAAAAAUGGCGCCAAAGUCGUGCUCAUUUUAACAGAUGCUUUAAACGCAAGGGCGCUUAUUGGUACAAUUCAAAGAUUUACCAUUUCUCUGGAUGAUGACAAUUUGAAAGACCUCGUAUUUAUUGGCACAGAAUCUUGGGCAGAUAGAGAGUCGGUAGUUGAGGGAUAUGAAACCCUUACCAAAGGUGCUAUCACUUUCAAAUUCAACAAAGGAAACGUACCAGGGUUCGACAGUUAUUUCAAAACGAAAACUCUCCAAAAUAAUAAACAGAAUCCAUGGUUCAACGAAUUCUGGGAGCAGAUAUUUGACUGUAAUUUGGAAGGCAACUUUAACAAAACCAGAAAAAAUACUUGCAAAAAUGAUCUAAAUUUAACUGACUACAGCAAUUAUCAUCAGGACAGUCUAGUAGCAUUUGUGACAGACGCCGUAUAUUCUCUUGCGCUCGGAUUUGAUUCCCUUUAUAAAACCAAGUGCGGGCCCAAUUUCGACCCGAGUUGUACUACAGCUGAUUUCAUUUCUUUUAAAAAUCGCAAAGAGACAUUUACCGGGGAGUUGAUGAAAAAGGUAAAAAAUGUAAACAUGCCAGGCAGGGGCGCGAUGUAUAGUGAAAACGGUAGUGGUAUGACUGGCUACACGAUCCUGCAGUGGUCGGAGGUGGAGACCAAUCAAUGGAGAUACGUAGAGAUCGGUUCAUAUUCUCCAAGCUCUGGGAUAAAUAUUGCAAAAGAUAAAUUAUUAGCAGGGUUGGACAGGUCGGUGAAGUCGGUGUGCCGCGGAGAAGCAUGCGCCAUGUGCCGGUCCGAUCCUCCCGCCCCCGUCACUCUGUCAGCGACAGGAGUGGGAGCCGUGGUGAUGGCCUCACUUGCCGUCCUCCUUAUCCUCACUGUUGUCGUUCUUGUUUGCAUGCUGGUGAAGAUGAAAAGACAACUUGAAAAUGUUUAUGGUCCAAACAGUUAUGAUUAUGCAGAAGUCUCUUUCAACCGCCAACAGCAACAUGUACAAAUGGAGAGAAAUCUGCCGCAGCUCCCAAUGGAAAGAGACAUGACACGAAAAGAAAGUGCUCAUGACCAGCUCAGUAGUGCCGACUCCGGUUACAUCAAUGCUGGCAAAAACACCACAAACACGGCUGUUGAUGACAGUGACGUAGAGAUUGUGUUUGAAAACGACUCUAGUGGUGGUACGAUACAAUCAGACCUAUAUCCACAACACCAGGAAAGGACCUAGGUGUUUGUGUGAGCUUUAUAUGUGAAUAUAUAAGCUGAAAUGUGACUGAAUUUUCGGACUUUUAUGUGAAUAGAUACAUUACAAAGUCAAUGUACUAGCCGUUUUACUAAUGAUGCCACAGGCCCGUGAAUAACAGUUUGUAACGGGCAUAGAAUAGACAGGCAGCAUAUUUUUCCUUUGAGAGGGAAACAUAUAUUUAAAUUAGUUAAUUUUUUAUAUCUGUAGUAAAAUUCACAACAUUCCUGGCUUUUGUAUAUAGAGCAUUUACUUUUUUAAUCUUUAGAAGUGUUUGUUAACAAUUUUGCAGUUUGCAAAUGUAUAUGCUAAAUAACUAAAACAGUAUUUUUUGGUAAAGAGAAUGUAUGGAUGUGUGGAAUUAAAAAAAAAAGACUCUCCCACAUGAUCCAAUUUCUCGAACAAA